UAAUUGUCGGCUUGCACAGCAAGGCUAGCUUUAAUAUCUCCUUUUAUUAAAAAAUGUUGCUAUGAUGGGGAAUUUUGAAGCGAUGUGCUCACAUGUCUCCCUUUUGAUCUAGAGAUACACGGAUUCUUGGGACUUGGCUGCAAAGUCUUAAAUCGUCCCGCAUCCGCGUCUUCAUCAUCAGCCUCCUCUUAUCCUGUCCCUUGGCUGUCAGGUCUCGAGCGUUACAGACAUAUGUCCUUUUAAACCUUCCGAUGCCCUGUUGAACCUCAGUUGCAACAAGGUUCACCAUGCUCACCCCGGAGCUCGGUUCUCUCUUGGUGGAGCGCCAGGCUGCGAACGCAUCGACCCCUCAAUACAAGGACGAGUCGAAUGCUGCAAACCUGCUAGCCAUCCAUGGCACUUUCUGUGGUGUAGCAGUUUUGUCUGUGUUGCUUAGACUCUAUGUGAGAAUUUUCAUGCUCAAGAGCGUCGGGGCCGAUGAUUAUCUUAUUGUUGCUUCAGCGGUUAUUUCCAUCGGAGUUUUGGUAUGCUUCGCAGGUGAAGCCGGUGCUGGUGGCUUAGGUCGACAUCCAGCUCUUGUUGACGCAAAGGAUUGGGAGAACUUCAUGCAUUGGCGGUUCUUUCACUCUUUGAUUGUCAUGGUGGGAAUCUCCCUGGUGAAAAUCUCCAUCGCCUGCUUCCUCCGUCGAUUUGCACCACAGAAGAACUAUCAGCGUGUCUUGAUCGGUUCAAUCAUCUUUUUGGUUGCAUUCACGAUUUCUUGUGCCGGGACCUUGAUAUUCAACUGUGGUGCAAAGCCCCAAGCCAACUGGGACUUUGCAUUGCGAGUCAAUGGACAGGCCAAAUGCUUCUCGAAUACUACCUUUACCAAUAUCGGCAUCUUCAACAGCAGCAUCAACAUUGCGACCGAUGUCCUCUUCGCUCUACUGCCUAUACCUAUCGUCUGGAAUUUGCAAACCAACAUGCGGACCAAGAUUACCCUCAUCUUCAUUCUAAGUCUGGGUCUGUUCGCCUGUGUUGCCAGUAUCGUCAAGACGGUCUACCAAGCCAACGCACUCAUGGACCCUGACUGGACGUUCCGGGACAGCUUCUUCAUGUGGAACAACAUCGAAUUCAACAUCGGGAUUUUGGCCGCGUCGUUGCCUGCUCUCCGUCCACUAUUCUCCAAGAUUCUCGGUGCCACCCAGAAGUUCACCUCGAGCGCAAGCCGUAACAAACAGAACUAUGCAGGGUACGAUGCCGACGGUCUUGCGUACCGUAAGAACGAUGCACGGAACUCUCGGAAUCCUGCACGACAAUAUUAUCAGUUCGACUCACAGCACUCGACCGAGCUGAAUGACCUGCACAGGGGUGCCAGCAAACGAGCAUUCGGAGACGACCCUAACAAGGUGCAGGGAGUCACCAGCACCGUCACGGCUGGUGAUGAUGGCAGUGACAAGAUCAUGCUUGAGCAAGAUUUCCAUGCCAUCGGAACGGACAAAGAGUGGGAGAAGCAAAACCCGGGGAUAACCAAGACUACGACGGUACAAGUCACGAGAUAUUGAGGCGUUGGUUGACGCGAGAUAUGGAGGUAUCUCCAGGGUCAAUAACAGCAUAAGAGCAAGGGAAGAUGUCAUAGCGCACAUCAUGACUGCCCUUGUCUCGAUUGCUACGAGUAAAGGCCAUUUUGGUUUACGCGACUGACGCAGUUGAUGAGGAGACACCCGGCGAGAGUUUGUAUUUGUAUAUACCAAAACGUCUUUUUGCGACACGUUGGACAAUGGAUCACGGCACAAACACACAUGGACGUUUUCCACCUCCCGCGGGUUCGCAUUCCAGAUCGAGAAUAUUUUCUAUCGCAACAUGUGUACAUAUACAUAGCUGUACAUACUGUAUCUCUAUCCGU
This is a messenger RNA of Exophiala oligosperma, 1885 nucleotides long. RefSeq lists its product as uncharacterized. The coding region runs from base 288 to 1544 and encodes 418 amino acids. NCBI's taxonomy places the organism in Eukaryota, Fungi, Ascomycota, Eurotiomycetes, Chaetothyriales, Herpotrichiellaceae. The transcript has 2 exons. The record is from RefSeq and is a predicted model, not a curated record.